AGCAUCAUGAAGAAAAUUCCAGGUGGAGACGUUGUUGAAAUAAAAGGAGAUGAAAUGACACGAGUCAUUUGGGAGUUGAUAAAAGAAAAGCUGAUAUUUCCAUUCGUUGAUUUAAAACUUCAUACUUUCGAUUUAGGAAUCGAAAACCGAAAUAAUACGGAUGAUAAAGUUACUAUAGAAGCUGCUCAUGCUAUUUUGAAGUACAACGUAGGAAUCAAAUGUGCUACCAUAACACCGGACAGUGAUCGAAUGAAAGAGUUUAAACUGAAAUCGAUGUGGAAAUCGCCAAAUGGAACGAUCAGAAAUAUCCUUGGUGGGACAGUUUUUCGGGAACCAAUAAUUAUGAAGAACAUUCCUCGACUUGUUAACACCUGGACCAAACCUAUUAUUAUUGGUCGUCAUGCACAUGCUGAUCAGUAUAAAGCGACGGAUUUUAUCGUACCUUGUGCAGGGAAACUGGUUAUCAAGUUUAUUCCAGAUGAUUCGGACCAUCAGCCAAUCGAACAUGUUGUCCAUUUACAUGGUCCAGGAGUGUCAUUAUCGAUGUACAACUCUGAUGAAAGCAUCCGUGAUUUUGCUCAUGCAUCAUUUGAAUAUGCACUUCAAAGAGACUAUCCCUUGUAUCUGAGUACAAAAAAUACAAUUUUGAAGCAGUAUGAUGGGCGUUUCCGGGACAUUUUUCAGCAGAUUUAUGAAGAUGAAUAUCGUCAAAUCUUUGAAGAAAGAAAAAUUUGGUACGAACAUCGUCUUAUUGAUGAUAUGGUUGCUCAGGUAAUGAAAAGUUCAGGAGGAUUUGUCUGGGCUUGUAAGAACUAUGAUGGUGAUGUACAGUCUGACUGUGUAGCACAAGGAUACGGUUCACUUGGCUUAAUGACUUCUGUACUUGUGUGCCCGGAUGGAAAAACUUUGGAGGCUGAAGCAGCCCAUGGUACUGUCACUCGGCAUUUUCGAAUGCAUCAGCAGGGUUUAGAAACAUCCACUAAUCCGAUAGCGUCGAUCUUCGCAUGGACAAGAGGAUUGGCUCAUCGAGCAAAAUUGGAUAGCAAUAAAGAUCUGGAACAGUUUUCAAUAAACUUGGAAGCUGUUUGCAAAGAUACUGUUGAGGCAGGCUUCAUGACUAAGGACCUUGCAAUCUGUAUCCAUGGCAUGAAAAACGUAACAAGAAAACAUUACCAAAAUACAUUUGAAUUUAUGGAUAAGUUGGCAGAAAACUUGGCUUUCAGACAACUUGGCUCGAAAUAA
Molecule: messenger RNA, 1242 nt
Organism: Thelazia callipaeda (thelaziosis nematode)
Lineage: Eukaryota; Metazoa; Nematoda; Chromadorea; Rhabditida; Thelaziidae
Source: the annotation of a GenBank genome assembly